This is a messenger RNA of Klebsormidium nitens, 1245 nucleotides long. NCBI's taxonomy places the organism in Eukaryota, Viridiplantae, Streptophyta, Klebsormidiophyceae, Klebsormidiales, Klebsormidiaceae. The record is from the annotation of a GenBank genome assembly.
AUGGCCAAACGCAAGUACACUCUACAGAUAGCCGAUGGCAUGAGCGCGGAUAUCAGCAUCGAGCGCCCACGAACCGAGGGGAACGUGAGGGUUUACACGGCUGCGGAGGCGCUCCAGGAGAAAGAGAGGAAGGCGGCGGAGAAGAAGGAAAAGCUCCUGAAAAAGCGCAAGGCCAAGGAAGAUGAGAGGAACGAGAAAAAGAUUGCUCAGAUCCUGGCUCUAGCCGACGAAACCCGACGGAUGAUUCGUGAGAUGAGAGAAGUGGUCGAGCAGACCGAUUCGGACGAAGUUCUGUUGAAGGACAAAGUCGACAGUCUGUUCAAACUGAUGAGGUGCGCUAUUUACGAGUCAGACGAGAUCGAAGUGGUCGAGGUUCCCGACUUUCUGGAUAGGUGCACGCUGUGCGGAACGGCCAUACCCUUGCACGAAUCCCACCUCUGGUUGGACGAUGUUCUGAAAGCAGCGUGGAUGUGCUCGCCUUGUCGGAAUGGGUUAACUCGAUCGGUGGCCUUCAAGGAAAGGCUGAACGUGGUACGACAGGACACCCGGAAGAUCCUGGACGGGCUUCUGAAAAAGGACGAUCCAGAACUCAAAGACAUGUGCUUGACCCUCAUGGAGAUAUUCUGCAAGAUGGAAGAGAACAGCCGGAGCAAUAUAACGGCAGGGUCUGAAGUGGAGGAUGAUGAGGACGACGAUGAGAAGGAGGCUGUAAAGUUCACCCAACUCGCCAUAUGGGAGGAGGUUGAAGCAAACCUGCCGACAUACGAAUCUUUAAAGGCGUCGGACACGCUUACGGGAAAGCUGCCUGACAUGAGGAAAGUGCUCGGACCUGUAGAAAACAGAUACAUGCAGUUCUUUUCCAAAGAGCACGAGAGGUCACUCGUUCACAAGAGUGUGACCAACCGCAACACAGCCAGCAAGGCAAGGUGUAGCAUCGUCGGUAGGACGCCGCAGCUUUUGACAGAUGAGGAGGCGAUGGCUGCCUGGUUGCGUCAGGAGCGAAGAAUGAAAGGCUACUUUGUCGAGCUUAGAAGGUACGACGAGUUCGCCCUGGAGACUUUACAGAGAGUCGAGGAGAACCUGGGAGAGAUGUUAGCAGAGGACCUAAGGGGAGAUUUGAUGAGGGAGAUAGAGAGGCAGUCAAUGAGGCAGACGUACGUGAAAGCGGUGUUGAAGGAGAGGGGUGAUGCAAAGAGGGCUUUGAAAGCUGAGAAGCCCGAGACUGAAAAUCCUAAAUCCUCAUGA